This is a messenger RNA of Oreochromis niloticus (Nile tilapia), 7114 nucleotides long. It is a transcript of the gene prkcz, whose product is annotated as protein kinase C, zeta. The coding region runs from base 3214 to 4839 and encodes 541 amino acids. The transcript is spliced from 15 exons. Gene Ontology annotation, molecular function: protein binding; ATP binding; protein serine/threonine kinase activity. The record is from RefSeq and is a predicted model, not a curated record. Gene Ontology annotation, biological process: protein phosphorylation. Lineage: Eukaryota; Metazoa; Chordata; Actinopteri; Cichliformes; Cichlidae.
AUAGUGUUAGCCUGGAGCACAUCUGUUCAAAAGGCUAAUCCACAAAAGGCUGGUCUCUGGCAUAAUGCUCCCACUGGGCAACCACUUCAGCUGGCACAACAAGCUCUACAACAAUAGUGUUGCUGAAGCUAGCUAAAGCGAGCUAGGCUAAGCUGCUCUGCUAAGCAAGCUGGUUUCCAAAGCUUCACUCUGGGUUUCCCCAUCAUCUACCCUGCCGUGUCUCCUUCUUAUCACUGUUUUACUCACAUUUUAUGUUUAAUUUCUGUGUUUAUUGCACCACAUGCCUGAUCAGGUCACAUUGCUUUGCUCUGUUUGUUGUUGAUGUUCUGAAGUCAGAGCUUUCUGAGAUGGUACACCAUCCAGCACCUGAUGUGGUCCAGAAGAAGCACACACAAAGGAGACUCUGACCAAAGAUUUGUGUAGUCUGGUACGUUGUUGUGUAUGUGCAGCAUGUGUUCCAGCUCUUAACAUUACGAGCAGUCUAGUCUUGCUCAACCACUGUAUAGACGUAUAAGACAAAUGGAGGUUUGUAUGAAUAUGUGUCCAAACAGACUGAGUCUUUGUAAAAUUCAAAAUCAUCAGUCAUUCAAACAGUAAAAAUGUCAUUCAGUAAACUAAGUCCUACCUGGAUGGUUUUUAAUGACUUUAUCAGUUUUAGCUCACUCUACUCUACAACGUUGCUUCAUGUAGACUUGUUGGUGUGCUUGGUCCUGUUGCACCGCCUCACAUUUGACUCUACAAUGCUUUGUAGAUGAUCAGGUCCUGUGGUUGCAUUUAAGCCCAAAUCAUCAGCCUUCCAGUGCCGUGCUUGACAGCUGGUAUGAUGUGUUGGUGCUGUUCUUGGGUUUGCCAAAUGAGUCUCUGUCCAAAAGGACAUUGUUCCAGGAAUCUCGUGGUUUGUUCAGAGGCUACUUUGCAACACUAACCUGUGCUGCUGUGUUCUCUGUACUGAACAGAGGCGUUUCCCUGGCAACCCUUCCAAAGAAGCCACAAACUGUAAUAUUUAACAUCCUAGCUAAGGCCUGUAGAGUGUGAGAUGUGACUUUGGGCUUGGAGCAUCCCAUGGUCUGACAUUGGGGUGAAAUUUGCUGGAACGACUGACCACUGUCUUAAAUUAGUUCCACUUCUGAGUAAGCCCUCUCACUGUCGAAUGAUUGAUUCAGAUUAACUGGAAAUGACCUUUUAAACCUCAACAGCCUCACUGGUGGCAGCAAAAGUUACUCCUUUGUUGUCGUCCUUCCUCCUUAUCAGUGUGAAUGCUCUGGACCAUCGUAUGGCGGCUGUAAUGCUCGUUGAUGAUUAGUAAAGUCAUUUGAUUAGCAGCAGCUCGCUGCUUCUAAACCUGAGGAACACAGCUGUGUUUUCUUCUUCUGCGUUUUGACUUAGUGCAGCAUGGCAUUAUUUACCUCCUAUAGUCAUAUUAUAGUGGUAGUUGAGCUUAUAGCUAUCUGCUAGAUGAUUUUGUUUCAUUAUAUGUAAAACCGGUGGAUUUAAAGAGGGUGUACUUUUUGUUUUUACCAUGACAUUAGCUGCAAACUGUUACUGUUUCAGUCCAGCCUUCAAAUCAACUACUUCAUUAGCUUCAUUAGCUUUGACAGGGUGUCCAAAAUUAGAAGUUACAUUACAAUCCUGUUUCUCAUCAGUGGGAAAUAAAUAGAGCUGUGCAACAGUGAAUAGUAUUAAGUCAUGUGAACACAAGCUGCGUGAUGUUAGCCUGUGUAGCUGAAAGCACUGAGUGCCAAUAACCACAGAGGACAGGAAGUCAUGAUCCCAGCAGAGCGCCUCUUUACAGUCGUGCAGCUCGUCUUCAUUCAGCGUGGAAGCAUUACACAGACCGCUUCUGCAGUGCUGCUUUACUAACACUGUGUAUAACCUUUCUCCGUCACUGUGAAGGAAUGCAAAAAAUGUUUGCUCAGCCUCCCCUGGUGUUGCAACACGGGCAGGCAAGCGUGUUCUUAUGGUGGACUUGAUCGUGCUCACAUGUGAAACACAGGUUUGUCUCAAACAGAGAGGCUGAUGUGUCGUCUGACUGUUACCUGAUAAAAGGGGAUGAAGCACAAUCGCAGAUGUUUUCUGUUUAUUGCUCACAUCCUGAUACCUACAUCACACAUCUUCACUGCUACUCCAUUUGUGGGACAGUUGCUUUCUGAAUACUGUUUUCCUGCUGGAGUAUCAGCAUCCACAUGUAUGUUGUCUUCAUGCUACAGGUGGAAAUGAUCGUUCUCGUGUCUCAAGCUCCAGCUGAGGAAUCUGACGACAGCUUCUUUGUUUUUGUCUCAUUUUGUUUGAUAAAAAUGGUUUUACACUGGCCCAGAACAGAAAACUGUACCUAACAGGGAGGAGCUGACACACUGGCCUAACAGUGCUCACACACGUAGGAUAUUAUUAGCUAUUGGUAAUGUUUUUACUCUCGUCUCUGAGAAGUUGUUCGUUUAUUUAUUUAUUUUUCAUGUUGCCACAAAGCAGAUUGUUUAUUGUUAUUCAUUUUGUUGCCUCAACCUUCAGCAGAAUCCUUGAAUUUGGACGUGUGGCAUUAAACGUUCGAUGGUCUCUGUUAGCAGCGCUGCUUCUCCUUCUGUGUCUUAGAAUAAUAGUUAUAAGUUGUUUGUGCAUCACUGCAGACGUCCACACAGUGAUGCAAACCAACAACACGAAGCGUUAGAGCUGAGGACGUACUGACCUAACUUAUGUCCAAAGAAACAAACAUUACUGUUGGCUUCAUAUAAGAAAAUGAUCGUUGUGCUUUGACUAACUGAAUAAUUAGUUGUGUCCAGCACAGUUUGAUCUCACAGUCCUUUAACUUUUGAUGAUGGAGUAAAAUAUCAUUGAGUGUCACAUAAGCUCUUCAGGCCAUGUCCAGAAUCAGGGCUGCAAGUGUCAUGCAGGAUGCGCUCCGACAGGCACAGUCACUAAAAAUAGUGCUGAGGUUUAUAUUGAGGGUAAACGUGUUGCCUGCAGAUCAGGGUGGUGCUGCUGGAGUCGGAGCUUGUUCUGCCAUCUUGUGGGCAGCCAGCUGUAACUGCAGCGUGGGUGCAGACGGUGAAAAGCCUCAGUCAUCUGAUGUGAUCCUUUUUCAGUGAGAAACAUUUGAUGCACAACGGCAAGAAGGAAUAGGAAAAAUGGUGUUUGUAUGCAUGGAGCUUCAUUUGAGGUGACAGGAGGCUGAAGAGGAGCAGCCACAGGGGCCUGUGGAGGGAACGGAGGAGGAGGAGAAUGCGGAGCUGUUCGGUGAGAGCAGGAGUAGGAGGAGAAAGGCAGUAUGAGAGGAGCAGCAGCAGGAGAGCCGCACAAGAGCACCAUGAGAUUCCCAGUAUGAAGGAGCGGCAGCAGUCAGCUGGAGGGAUGCUGCUCAUGCUGCUGGUCUACAUUCGAGUCAAAGAAUCGAUCUACCGACGGGGGGCCAGAAGAUGGAGGAAGCUCUACCGAGUGAACGGACAUCUCUUCCAGGCCAAACGCUUUAACAGGAAAGCCUACUGUGCCCACUGUAGUGAAAGGAUAUGGGGGCUGGGCAGUCAGGGCUACAAGUGUAUCAACUGCAAACUGCUGGUCCAUAAGCGCUGUCACAGACUCAUCCCUCAGACCUGCCAAAGGCUUAUGGAUCCAGUCAUGCCAUCACAGAAGCCCCCUUCAGAUGCCCAGAGUGCCGAGGUGGACCUUCCGCUGGAUGACACAGAGGACACAGAUGGGAUACCGUUUUUACCACACAACUGUGCAGUGAACAAAGCAGAAGACGAGACAGAGGACGUCAAAGCAGUAGUUGAUGGCAUCGAUGGCAUUAAGAUAUCCCAGGGACUGGUUCUCGGGCUGGGUGACUUUGACCUGAUUCGAGUAAUAGGACGUGGCAGCUAUGCCAAAGUUCUGCUGGUGCGGCUAAAGAAGAAUGAGCAGAUGUACGCCAUGAAGGUGGUGAAAAAGGAGCUGGUCCAUGACGACGAGGAUAUUGACUGGGUGCAGACAGAGAAGCAUGUUUUUGAGCAGGCUUCGACCAAUCCCUUCUUAGUCGGCCUCCACUCCUGUUUCCAGACAGAAAGUCGGUUAUUUCUAGUGAUCGAGUAUGUAAACGGUGGGGACUUGAUGUUUCAUAUGCAACGACAAAGGAAGCUCCCAGAAGAGCACGCAAGAUUCUACGCUGCUGAAAUCUGCAUCGCGUUGAACUUCCUACAUGAAAAGGGCAUCAUCUACCGUGAUCUGAAGCUGGACAACGUGCUCUUGGACCACGAGGGACACAUCAAGCUCACAGACUACGGCAUGUGCAAGGAGGGAAUCAGACCAGGUGAUACCACCAGUACUUUCUGUGGCACUCCAAACUACAUAGCCCCUGAGAUCCUGAGAGGGGAAGACUAUGGCUUCAGUGUGGACUGGUGGGCUUUGGGCGUGCUGAUGUUUGAGAUGAUGGCUGGAAGGUCCCCGUUCGACAUCAUCACUGACAAUCCUGACAUGAACACAGAGGAGUACCUCUUUCAGGUUAUUCUUGAGAAGCCCAUUCGGAUCCCAAGGUCUCUGUCGGUGAAAGCUGCCGGCGUGCUCAAGGGCUUUCUAAACAAGGAUCCCAAGGAGCGGCUGGGUUGCCAGGUCCAGACAGGCUUCACAGACAUCAAGUCCCACACGUUUUUCCGCAGUAUAGACUGGGAACAGCUUGAGAAGAAAGAAGUGACGCCGCCCUUCAAACCUCAAAUCUCUGAUGAAUACGGCCUAGAAAACUUUGACACGCAGUUUACUAAUGAACCAGUGCAGCUAACACCAGAUGAUGAGGAUGUCAUCAAGAGAAUAGACCAGUCCGAGUUUGAGGGAUUUGAAUAUAUCAACCCCCUGCUGCUAGCCACAGAAGAGUCUGUAUGAAGGAGAAACCAGCGUCCUCCUCCGAGCUGCUGUUCAAAAACAGAAACAAACAAACUUGCAAGCCAACUCAACUCAGAAGGGCGACACGGAGCAGUGAGGACAACAAGGAGGAAGUUUCCCCUGGACCUGUCCACAAGGCAAACGGGAGGAGGGAGAGUUUUUCCCUGGGGAGCCGGACUACAGGAACAUUCCCUGACUUUAUGUUGUCUUCUCCUUCUCUUUGUUCGGUCCUGUUGUCCCUGUCAGUCCAUCCUGGUGUCAGAGCAGGACUGGCUGUGUGAGCGUUUCAUUCUGUGCCUGCCACCACCAACACGUUUCAGCCCAUCUCACGCCCUGGAUGAAUACGACGGCUCUGCGGAACAACUUUAAAUAAUUUUACGUGCAAUUUUUUAUUCUUCUUUUUUUCUAUCUUGGUAGGGGGGCCACGCCUCACACACACAAGAAUGUACAAUGACAAAGGAGAAAAUGUUGUUAUUGUGUAUUAUAAUGUAGCUAGUGAAUCCAAAAUUGAUGAUGCCUUUUUAUUGAUGCAAGCGGCACAUGUUCCUCCAUAACCACAAACCUUUCUUUGUGUUCUGUUGUUUUCACAAGCAAGGGGGUGACAACUUUUUAUUUAAGAAGUGCCUCAAAGAUCAAAUGAUUUCCCGUGUCUCUGACUGCAGCUCUAUCUGUUCACCUGUUACGGCUGCAGCAGGUAACGCAGCUGAAACUCUGCCAGGGUAUGUCCAAGCUCUCGUCCAGCGUACGGAGCUCGCUAAGCUGCCUCAGUCCCCACACACAAACAAACCUUCUUAUUUUUAACCAAUCGUUCAAAUAAUCAACAUUUCCUGUGAAUGUGUAGAUUGACACGAGCAGCUGGGAGGAGACCUGACCUCUUUCAUUACACAUGUGUAAUUGUAAUGUUUCCCAGUAAAGGCCCACGUUAUCGUCACAUAGGUGAGGAGCAGCAGACAGACUUGGUCCAUGCCUGCUGUCAGACGUUGGCUUCAGCUUCCACAGUAAAGCAGCUUUGGGUUCCUCCUCACCAGGUGCUGCUGCGUGACCAUCUAUGUGACCUGCUGGGGGAAACAGGUCACCCGUUCCUUUUUGGGCUCACUGUGUGUGUCUACACUGAGACCUGCUGCAACGACAGCUGAAAAUCUGUUUGCAAGUCCAAAUGAAAUUGGAGAACAGCAGAAAAGCCAUAGGAGCUUUUCCGUGGUGUUCACAGAUGUUAGUGGGUCUUCCCUGUGUGGGGGAAAAAAGCUUUUUUGGGUUAAAUUCCAGAUGUGUUACUUUCUCGACGCCCAGUCAGUCUGAGCAAAGGCCUCCCCUCCCUGAGCCUGGUUCUGAGGUCUGUUCCCAUUAAAAGGGCGUUCGUCCUCCCUACUGUUGCCAAGCACCGUUCAUAGAGGAUCAUCUGAGUGUUGAGGACUAUGCCUACAAUACUAGAGAUACUGUAAAAAAGUGCCCUGAGACAACUGCUGGGGCGCUAAAGAAAGAAAAGUGGGUCAUUCCCAGUCUCCGCUGGAACGUUCUGGGUGAGUGUUAGUGAGGGGUUGGAGGAUUAGGUCACUAUUAUAAUUCAUGCCCUCCACCAUGCAGCUGCUGGUGCACAACAGCUAUAAAACCAGUACGAAGCCAUGAGUUUUUCUUUACUAUAUAAUGAAGUUUUCAGGACACUUUAACUCUGUAUACUGCCUCCUUUUAUACACAGCAAGCAACAUAUCAGUACCUACCUGAAGCAUCAGUGAGCACACAUUCAUGUCUCCAACAGAACUCAGUGCUUCUGAUGCAAGCUGUGUGUAUCUGCACACGUUCUUCUGAGGGAGGAGAAGCUCUCAAUUGGCUGUUUCUGAUGAAACCUGACCCAUGCUAAUUUAAUAACCUCAUAAUAGGAUAAAUUAGCUGAUCAGUCACAGGGCCUCAAUUAGCUGCAGGCCCUGUACAGGCAGGGAGACGGCGUAAUGAAGUUCUAGUCACAAUGAAAAUACACACCUCUAAUCUAAAGAAGCAUCCUCCUCCUCCAACCCCGACACUCCAUCUCACAGGCUGUAUUUCAUUACCUGCACACAGGUGAUACAUUAGUGAUGCUUUUUUCCCCUUAAGGGACCAAUUGAUAAACUGGAAGCUCUUGAAUCCACCUUACAGAACAUGAAGGCCGCUCAAACCCCAUGAAGGAUUAUUGAACUACAGUUCUGCUUUUACAUAAUGCUGGUCAGAUCUGCUUCAUUUAGCUUCAUCGCAUCUUUGUAAAUAUGUGUAAUUAUUAAAAAUCAAACUGGUUUUCUGUGAA